Corythoichthys intestinalis (scribbled pipefish) is the source of this 2376-nucleotide messenger RNA. It is a transcript of the gene nfs1, whose product is annotated as NFS1 cysteine desulfurase. Lineage: Eukaryota; Metazoa; Chordata; Actinopteri; Syngnathiformes; Syngnathidae. Gene Ontology annotation, cellular component: cytosol; mitochondrion; nucleus. Gene Ontology annotation, molecular function: cysteine desulfurase activity; pyridoxal phosphate binding. The record is from RefSeq and is a predicted model, not a curated record. The coding region runs from base 681 to 1955 and encodes 424 amino acids. Gene Ontology annotation, biological process: [2Fe-2S] cluster assembly. The transcript is spliced from 13 exons.
UAGCAUGAUGCUAAACCCAAUGUGACGCAGUUUUGUACAAAGACUGAAAUAAAUGCCAACUUGAACUAUUUUAACAUCUUGAAGACACGCAGAGAGAGAAAGUUUGGAGUUACGACUCGCUUUUAGAUGAGAUUUUAAAUUGAGUAUAUUGUUGUUGGUGAGCAUCACAAAAGGGACACAAGGAACGGAUUUUAAACUAAGUUUAUGAUAGAAACAUCACAAAGUAGUAUAAAAUGACACUCAUGUUCGUGUUUUUGUAGCUAGUCGAACGCCAAACAAAAUACUAAUGAAAGUAAAAUUAUUUGCUUUUUCUAACAAACUUUGCAAAAGAUUUCCUUCUGUCAAAUCAAAGCCAAAAUUUACUAAAAAGAUGAGGUCAUUGGCUGCUUCUGCAAUUAAUCUCAAGCAGUCAUGAUUAAUCUAGCAAUAGAUUAACACUUUUUAAAAAUUAAAACCAAAGUUUGUAGCAGAUUGACUUGAAUCGAAUGGCAGCUCUGGUUCAAAUGGCAAAAACGGUAAUAAUGAAAGUGAAAGCAUCCGUAAUGAAUUCAGCAUGUGCAUUCAGUGAGUAAUUGCGAUCAAAAUAUUGAUGUUUUUAUCGUUAAAGUGACUCUUUGUAUUAGCUUUGGUACACCAAACAUUCCAAAAUCACAAGUGUCAGGAGAAGAAGCUGACCAGGAAUGACUCGGCAAUUUGAGUCACAGAUUCAGGAACUAAUCAAGAAAAGAGAACUAAACCAAGAUGAACUGCGACCCCUCUACAUGGAUUUUCAAGCCACCACACCUAUGGAUCCUCGUGUUUUGGAUGCUAUGUUGCCAUAUCAGGUGAAUUACUACGGCAACCCUCACUCCAGGACGCACGCCUAUGGCUGGGAAAGCGAAACCGCCAUGGAGACGGCAAGGAAGCAGGUGGCUGAUCUGAUCGGCGCCGAUCCCCGUGAGAUUAUCUUCACCAGCGGGGCAACUGAAUCCAACAACAUGGCCGUCAAGGGCGUGGCCCGAUUCUACCAAGGAAAGAAGCGUCACGUAAUCACCUCCCAGACGGAGCAUAAGUGCGUUCUGGACUCGUGUCGGAUUCUGGAGUCUGAGGGAUUCCGCGUAACUUACUUGCCCGUGCAGACGAAUGGGCUGAUCGACCUUGAGCUGCUGGAGGCAUCCAUGACUCCCGACACGUCUCUGGUGUCCAUCAUGACCGUCAAUAAUGAAAUUGGAGUCAUGCAGCCCGUUAAGGAAAUUGGUCGUCUCUGCCGCUCCAAGGGCGUCUUCUUCCACACGGACGCUGCACAGGCUGUUGGGAAAGUUCCCAUCGAUGUGACAGACGCCAACAUCAACCUCAUGUCAAUCAGCGCCCACAAAAUAUACGGCCCUAAAGGCGUUGGUGCGCUAUAUGUGCAACGGCGGCCGCGGGUGCGACUGGAGCCGUUGCAGAACGGCGGCGGCCAGGAAAGAGGCCUGCGCUCGGGGACUGUGCCCACCCCACUAGCCGUGGGCUUGGGGGCUGCCUGCAGCAUUGCACAGCAGGAGAUGGAGUACGACCACCAAAGAGUGACCAUGCUGUCAAACCGUCUGGUCCAGAAGAUUACCUCUCAGAUUCCUGACGUGAUCAUGAACGGAGACCCGCAGCAACGGUACCCAGGCUGCAUCAACUUGUCGUUUGCUUACGUGGAGGGAGAAAGUCUACUGAUGGCACUCAAGGACAUUGCGCUGUCAUCUGGCAGUGCGUGUACAUCAGCUUCACUGGAGCCGUCAUACGUCCUGCGAGCUAUCGGUGCUGAUGAGGACCUCGCCCAUUCCUCCAUCAGGUUUGGGAUCGGUCGCUUCACCACAGAGGAAGAAGUCGACUUUACAGCGGAGAAAUGCGUCCAUCAGGUGCAAAGACUUCGCGAGAUGAGUCCUCUUUGGGAGAUGGUUCAAGAAGGCAUCGACCUGAAGAGCAUCAAAUGGACGCAGCACUAGACUCCUCCCACUUGCCGCUUGACUUCCCUCAGAUGUCAACAAAAACUUCUCGGAAAUGAUUUUAUGCUAUUUCUAUCCCCAUUGCCAUACUCAAAACACGCACAAGUGAACCUUUUGUAUUAUCAUAACUUGUAGGAGCUGCCACGUUUUUGAAUGAAUGUGCUUUUUUUGUCGCUUGGUGUUCAUGUUGGGGUUUUUUGUUUGUUUGUUUGUUUGUUUUGGUUUGGUUUAAAUUUCACAAGCUUGUUUUUUGGUCAAGCUGCAACAUUUUAACCCAGUAGAAAAAUGUUGAACAAACAAGAAAAAAGCAAACUGUGAAACCAAUGUCUCGCGUUCAUGUCAGUAUUCACGUAGCGUGUCUGUGUAUUAACAUCAUUGUUUGCAGCUCACAUACAUUAAAUAAAGGCUAUUUAUCACUCAC